AUGAUGUCAGUUCAGUUACACUCCCAUCAGGAAUCGAAUCGAAAUGUUAGCUCUACUGGUGUCCUUCACAUAAGGGCCAUCGGUGCCAACCCCCUGUACUGUGACUGCCACCUCCGCUGGCUGUCCAGCUGGGUGAAGACAGGCUACAAGGAACCGGGCAUUGCCCGCUGUGCUGGACCCCCAGACAUGGAGGGAAAGCUGCUCCUCACCACGCCUGCCAAGAAGUUUGAAUGCCAAGGUCCCCCCACUCUGGCUGUCCAGGCCAAGUGUGACCCCUGCUUGUCCAGCCCAUGCCAGAACCAGGGCACCUGCCACAAUGACCCCCUUGAGGUGUACAGGUGUGCCUGCCCCAGCGGCUAUAAGGGCCGAGACUGCGAGGUGUCCCUGGACAGCUGUUCCAGCAGCCCCUGUGGAAAUGGCGGGACCUGCCACACGCAGGAAGGUGAAGGUGCUGGCUUCACGUGCUCCUGUCCCACUGGCUUUGAAGGACCAACCUGUGGAGUGAACACGGAUGACUGUGUGGAGCACACCUGUGCCAACGGGGGCACCUGUGUGGACGGCGUGGGCAGCUACACCUGCCAGUGCCCCCUGCAGUACAUGGGAAGGGCCUGUGAGCAGCUGGUGGACUUCUGCUCCCCGGAUCUGAACCCGUGUCAACAUGAGGCCCGGUGUGUGGGCACCCCGGACGGGCCCAGGUGUGAGUGUGCGCCAGGAUACGCUGGUGACAACUGCAGCGAGAACCAGGAUGACUGCAAGGGUCACCGCUGCCAGAAUGGGGCCCAGUGUGUGGACAAACUCAACAGCUACUCCUGCCUCUGUGCUGAGGGCUACAGUGGACAGCUCUGUGAGAUCCCUCCUGGCCUGCCUACCCCCAGGAGCCCCUGUGAGGGCACUGAGUGCCAGAAUGGGGCCAACUGUGUGGACCAGGGCAGCAGGCCUGUGUGCCAGUGCCUCCCAGGCUUCGGCGGCCCCGAGUGUGAGAAGUUGCUCAGUGUCAACUUUGUGGAUCGGGACACUUACCUGCAGUUCACUGACCUGCAGAACUGGCCUCGGGCCAACAUCACACUGCAGGUCUCCACGGCAGAGGACAAUGGGAUCCUGCUAUACAACGGCGACAACGACCACAUCGCAGUUGAGCUGUACCAGGGCCAUGUGCGUGUCAGCUAUGACCCAGGCAGCUACCCCAGCUCUGCCAUCUAUAGUGCCGAGACGAUCAAUGAUGGGCAGUUCCACACUGUCGAGCUGGUCGCCUUUGACCAGAUGGUGAAUCUCUCCAUUGACGGUGGCAGUCCCAUGACUAUGGACAACUUUGGCAAACACUACACGCUCAACAGUGAGGUGCCCCUCUAUGUGGGAGGGAUGCCCGUGGACGUGAACUCGGCUGCCUUCCGCCUGUGGCAGAUCCUCAAUGGCACCAGCUUCCAUGGCUGCAUCCGCAACCUGUACAUCAACAACGAGCUGCAGGACUUCACCAAGACGCAGAUGAAGCCGGGCGUGGUGCCAGGCUGUGAGCCCUGCCGCAAGCUCUACUGCCUGCAUGGCAUCUGUCAGCCCAAUGCCACCCCGGGCCCCAUGUGCCACUGUGAGGCUGGCUGGGGGGGCUUGCACUGCGACCAGCCAGCUGACGGCCCCUGCCAUGGCCACAAGUGUGUCCAUGGGAAAUGUGUGCCCCUCGAUGCUCUUUCCUACAGCUGCCAGUGCCAGGAUGGGUACUCCGGGGCCCUGUGCAACCAGGCUGGGGCACCGGCAGACCCCUGUGGAGGCCUGCAGUGCCUGCACGGCCACUGCCAGGCCUUGGCCACCAAGGGGGCACACUGUGUGUGUGACCCUGGCUUUUCGGGAGAGCUUUGUGAGCAAGAGUCCGAGUGCCGGGGGGACCCUGUCCGGGACUUUCACCAGGUCCAGAGGGGCUAUGCCAUCUGCCAGACCACGCGCCCGCUGUCGUGGGUGGAGUGCCGGGGCUCGUGCCCGGCCCAGGGCUGCUGCCAGGGCCUUCGGCUGAAGCGGAGGAAGUUGACCUUUGAGUGCAGCGAUGGGACCUCUUUUGCCGAGGAGGUGGAGAAGCCCACCAAGUGUGGCUGUGCCCUCUGCGUGUAGCACCGGAUGUAGACCGGGCAGGGGUGAGGGCGGGCGAGGGGGCAUGCUGGGCCGCAGUGGGGACAAUGGCAGCAGUCAGGCUGGGGGUGCGGGCCAUCGCCGGGGUGGGCAGGGUGGCUCCAGAGUAGCCUUUUGAAAGCAAAUUGCGCUGCAGUUGGGGGCAGAGGGGGUGGGCAAGGCCUGAGCUGCAGACCACCGGCUCCUGAAGUGCCUUGCACAAAUAGGCGCUUAAUAAAUAUUUGUUGAAUGAAUGUGUGCGUGAGGUCAGGCCAAGAAGUGCAGAAUGGUGACACCCCUCCUUGCCUCCUACCUGGGCCCUUAAAGAAGAGGACGGACCCCCUCCCAAACCAGCCCUUCCCUCUGGCUGGUGGCCCAGGCUGGCCUGAAGCUGGGUCCCUGGCCCCAGAAGCCCCUUGCCCCUCUGAGGAUAACCUUGAAGUCCUCUGGGCCUCUCAGGCAGCCAGCCUGGCCCAUGUGCGCUGCAGCAUCUGCUGGCAGGAGGCCGGCUGCGGGGAAGGGCCUCCUCCUGCUGGCCAGGAAGGGACUGACCCUUGCCCCUGGGCUGACUGGCAGCACUGCAGCACUGCUUGGGAAUGAGACUCGGGAGAGGUGGUUCUUAGGACUAGGCUUCUGGAUCCUGAAGUUAUAAGAUGGCCACCACAGCUUCAAGGAAAGGGCUCAUGUGGAGGAAAGGGCUCCUGGAGCUGCUUGGGGUGGAAGACCCCACCAAAGAGGGCAGGGGUCCUUGACUCCAGCUGAAUAAACACCACCAGUCUCCAGACACUAGCCACAGAAGGGGCAUUCGUCCUGGGCUUCCAGUGCCAGCCAGCUACAAGCUGUCGGCGAGCCACUGGCAGAGGUACAGGGUGUGGGGGGCCUGGGCCAGCCAGGGAGGGGUCUCCUCCUGUGGAGGCUGGGUUCAGAGCCUCUUGUACUGCAGGCCAGUAGUGAGCAGUGGAAGGGACAAUGGUUGAGCAUCAGGAAACCUCCGCUGGCUCUAUCACGCUGGACAAACUUCUGCCCCCAGGCCUUCGGUUCCUCAGCUAUAAACAGGGACAUAGGGUUACUAAAGGCACUGUGGUCUCAGAAGGGAGUCCCGAGGAGUCAGCAGACCCUUGUUCACUGAUCACAUCAACAAGUAUUUCCAUGCCUGGCCUGGGACUGGGUGCUGUGGGCAUUCUGCCCUAACGGACAGGUGUGAACUCACCUGGAGCAUGGCAGGAGUCGCCAGAUUGCCUGGGGAGAGUGUGAGCUGUAGGGCUCCGGCCACGAUGCAGGCCCAGGCUUGGGCUGCCACUGUAGGUGUUGCAGUGAAGGAUUCAGUGUUGGAAGAGCCACAUGGUCAUCUGACUACCAAGGCUUCUCUUCCAUGCAGAGUGAAAAUGUACAAAGAUGAUUUUUGAGCCCAAAUAGUGAGUUGGCCGAAGGAAGGAAAGGCCACACUCUCCUUUCCCAGAUGUUUCCCCAAGAGAGUGUACCCCUGGGGGAGUCUUGGGGCAAAGGGGGUGAGCAUGUCCCUUUCCUGGUUUGGGAGUGUGUUGGGGUGCAGGUGCGGUGGCCUUGUGCUCUGCCCCCCCACCCAUGUGGUGCUGAUUCUAGAGGGCUGAGCCUCCUGAGGCUGUGGGGCCCUGGCAUAUUCCAUUAUACCAGGACUCAGGCCAGCAAGUUUAAGCCCUGGGACCCCUGUGUUGAGAAGAGGGUCCUGCCCUGCCCAACUGGGGUAGUGUCAUCAUGGCUUCAGCUGCCUUUCACCAGGGGGCCGGGCCCUAUUUUCGUGUAACUCUGACCAAGGCGCGGGUGCACCCCCCCACCAAAGUGGAUAGCAGCUCCCGGGGCGGUGCAGCAUCCCUCUUCUGCUUGGAGUUUCCUGGCCACUGUGGGACCCUGAGCAGCUGCACCAGGCUGGAUAGGGCAGAAAAGCUCAAGUGCAGUCAGCUUGCCCCUUCCCUGGGAGAAAGGUGUUCUGAGGCUUACCAACCCUGAGAAAGGUAGCUUCCCUGGUUACCACCAUUCCCUGCUGCCCUGGAGAAGACAAUUCUUGGGCAUGAUGGGCACCGACUGGCAGGAGGCUUCUUCAUGCUACUCUGCAGAGUGGAAAGGGCACUGGAGCCAGGUGAUGCCCAUACCCUCUCACCCAGUGCCACAGGGAUGGGAGGUGAGAGGCUGGUGAGUCUGUCCCAGGGAGCACAAUGGGUGUUUAAGGCUGCCUCCUCCCUCCAGCCCCUCUACGACACCCAGUGUCCUGGCACAGCAGCACGGAGCCUCAGUUGAGUCGGAGGAUUAGGAUAUACCACAAGGGUGAGGGCAACAAGGGGCCUAAAGAAUUGUCUGCCCCAGGAUCGACUUUUCCCCCAACUUAGCCACCAAUCUGCAAGUUGCUGAGGACCCGAGUCAGCACUCACCUUGCCUGUUCCUGUGUGGGCUCACGAAGUCCUGGAAGAAGGCUACUGCAAGACCAGCCCCCUGAGAAAUCAUCUCCACAUCUUGCCCACUUUGGUAAAGAUCUUCAGUUCGCUCCGCAUUUGAAACAUGCACUGAAGAGACACAGCAGGAGAGUCCUGAGAGAGUGCCCGCCACUGACAAUAGUGGCCAGGGCUCCCCGUGAAGGUGACAGGAAACGGAAAAGGCCAGUCUUGUCUCUUCUUUGCCUGCUGUUAGCCUAACCACGAAAGUAUCUCUUUAUACAGAAUACUUACAGAUUCUAAUAUAUAUUUGUAUUUCAUUUUGUUAUAGUAUUUUUAUAUGUUAAAGUCAACAUCCGGUGUCCUGUUUUGAUUUUCAGAUGCUAUGUGCUCGUGAGAUUUUGUUUGGGGGUUUCUGUAGUCUUGUUUGGAUCGACUCCUUUGAAGAGACUUGUUUAGAACAGGCCCGUGAGGGAGCCACCCCUGCCCUUUCCCUAGAAGUAUUGCUUUAGAAUAUGUUGAUAUUGUCUGUUGUCUUCCAUGUGAACAUGACGUUGAUUCACUCAGA
This is a messenger RNA of Galeopterus variegatus (Sunda flying lemur), 5067 nucleotides long. It is a transcript of the gene SLIT1, whose product is annotated as slit homolog 1 (Drosophila). Bases 1 to 2097 code for a protein of 698 amino acids. Gene Ontology annotation, biological process: axon guidance; negative chemotaxis. The transcript is spliced from 14 exons. NCBI's taxonomy places the organism in Eukaryota, Metazoa, Chordata, Mammalia, Dermoptera, Cynocephalidae. Gene Ontology annotation, molecular function: heparin binding; Roundabout binding; calcium ion binding. The record is from RefSeq and is a predicted model, not a curated record.